This is a messenger RNA of Pochonia chlamydosporia 170, 528 nucleotides long. RefSeq lists its product as hypothetical. The record is from RefSeq and is a predicted model, not a curated record. NCBI's taxonomy places the organism in Eukaryota, Fungi, Ascomycota, Sordariomycetes, Hypocreales, Clavicipitaceae. Bases 1 to 528 code for a protein of 175 amino acids. The transcript has a single exon.
AUGCAAGAAAUGUCAAAUCUGGUGCCACCGUCUUCGACCUCUUUGUGCCAAAGAUUGCGCAUGUCCGUCCGUGGAGCACGAAUGUCCACGUUGCCCAAUUUUAUUCUCUCUGGGCGGUUUCUGGCGGAUGCUCAUACCAAACUCGGCAGGCAAUCUCUAGGGGCUGUGGCUAGGCCCAUCAGACACAUCGGAUCUGGGAUCCUCAUGGAGAAGGACGAAACCAGUAUGCGAUGCGGUGAGCAGAGUUCGGUUCUGAGAACCCUUGUCACCGUAUCUUGCGGCUCCAGCGCCGUUGAUGUGGGAAAUUGCUGCCGAAUUCUCAACCGGAGACGGAGCAGUUCGCAUGGGAGUGCUGUAGCCAUGUAUCUGCAUGUGGGCUGUGAACAACAAUGCACAAUGAGCUUAAUUGGGACACAGCUCUUUGUCUUCGCGGUGGAUCGAGGCUGCCAAUCAGCCAUAGGUUCAAUCGGUGGGCCUUCGGUGCAAUUUACCAAUAAGUCAAAGGCUUCAUCAUUUGAACAUCAUUGA